Molecule: messenger RNA, 1257 nt
Organism: Ogataea angusta
Lineage: Eukaryota; Fungi; Ascomycota; Pichiomycetes; Pichiales; Pichiaceae
Exons: 1
Coding region: 1-1257 (418 amino acids)
Cellular component (GO): RNA polymerase II transcription regulator complex
Molecular function (GO): transcription cis-regulatory region binding; DNA-binding transcription activator activity, RNA polymerase II-specific
Source: RefSeq, a predicted model, not a curated record
AUGUCCACAGCAACUCCAGGCAGCUUGACCGAUGAGAGCGCGCACUCAAAGCCCGGUCGCAAACCCAUUAACACAGAGCCUUCCAACAAAAGAACGGCGCAGAACAGAGCAGCACAGCGGGCUUUCAGGGAACGGAAGGAGAAGAAAAUGAAGGAGCUGGAGAUGAAGGUCCAGAUGCUUGAGAACGAGAAGAUGCAGAUUGCUAAUGAAACAGAGUUGCUCAGAAUCCAGGUGAACACACUCAUGAACAGGCUCAUGAACCGUGGAGAGGGAGAUAUUCUGAAGGAACUCCCCACUCUUGCCGAUUUAAAGCAACAAAACACCAACACCGCUACCGCACUCACGUCAACAGACUCGGAAAAAUCCACAUCUAAUACCUCAUCCCCAAAUAACUCGACUCACACGCCCGCCUCAUCGUACUCCUCAGCAGCAGAGAAAAGUACGGAGUUUUUGUUCCCUUGGACCGAAAAGCGAAAACAGACCAACCACACCGAUGUGUCGAAGGACUCGUCUCCAAGAACAGACCUACACGACCUCAACCAAAAAAACUACAAAGGAGAUUUUGAGGAGGAGAGCUUCUGCAACAGUUUAGGAACUGUGUGCGGCGAUAAAAACUGUCCUGUUCCAAAAGAAAAACGUCCUUCCACAGUCACCGGUGGUUCUACUCUUCCGUCGUCGCGUGGGCUGGGGUCGGAUUAUUCCGCGUCUCCUUUCCAAAUGCUUGCAGAGUUUGGAUCCGAGAAGGCAGACAACAACGAGCUGCCUUUCUUGUUCGACACGCCAACUUAUGACACCUCUUUGGUGUUCGACCAGGUGAAUCCUUCUGCCUUUUCCCCGUCUGACUUUGUCUUUUCGUCCAUCGAAAAUGAGUUCCCUGUGACAACAGAGGCAGACCCACUGCAGGGAUUAAUAAGUGAGGAGUCGAAGGACGACCCACUAAGCGAAUUCUUUGGCAACGCACAGCAGCAGCAACUGACGGUAAACAAUUUGAAUUCGCUCAACGGAACUGUUCCUCGGAUCACCCCAGGAGUUUCUGUCGACGACAACGACAAGGACGAGGCUGUGCCGGACACAACUACGAACCUGAUGAAGUGCUCGCAGAUCUGGGAGCGCAUCACGACGCAUCCGAAGUUUAGCGAGCUGGACAUUGACGGUUUGUGUUCUGAGCUCAAGAUGAAGGCAAAGUGCAGCGAGAAGGGCGUCGUGGUGGACGGAUCAGACGUCGGAGAAGUGUUGACACGUGCGAUGAAUCGCUGA